This is a messenger RNA of Rhopilema esculentum, 567 nucleotides long. RefSeq lists its product as uncharacterized. Gene Ontology annotation, molecular function: damaged DNA binding; single-stranded DNA binding. Lineage: Eukaryota; Metazoa; Cnidaria; Scyphozoa; Rhizostomeae; Rhizostomatidae. Gene Ontology annotation, biological process: DNA replication; nucleotide-excision repair; double-strand break repair via homologous recombination. Gene Ontology annotation, cellular component: DNA replication factor A complex; site of double-strand break; nucleus. The record is from RefSeq and is a predicted model, not a curated record.
AACACAAUAAAGCAGUAAACAGCAACACAACAACAACCUACAUUUCGCGCCAUUUGCAGCUCUGAAAGACAAGAUGGAGUCAAGAUCUCCUGUCAAUUUCUCGAUGCUUCAGAAACACGUUGGCCGAUUAGUUUCUGUUAUUGGAAAAGUUAAAGAUGUGAAUCCAAGUGGGAAUCAAAUAAAUCUACUUAUGUCGGAUGGACAAGAAGUCAGAGUUGCCCUUAAAGAUACUCUUGAGGAGCUGCUUGAUGGAUAUGUCCAGAUGACGGCAAUGGUCGAAAGUGAUGGUUCUCUUACUGCUGAAAACUUAAUAAGUUUUGGAAAUGGAGAAAUUGAUUUGAAUCUGUACAAUGAGGCUGUCAAUUUGGCAACAAAGUACAACCAACUGUUUGUGUUCACCAAAUAGAAUGACAUUAAAUAAAGCUUAUAGUUGACAGAAGAGAUAAACUGUUUCUGUAACUAUGUGGAAGUAUUAAAGCCAGAAUAGAGCUUAAUCAAGUUUAACAUCUAAACAGUGUGUACCACGUAAAAUUGAAUCAUUAAUAUGUUGUAGAUUUUGUAUUAUAA